Messenger RNA from Trichoderma harzianum CBS 226.95, 1083 nucleotides. RefSeq lists its product as hypothetical. Gene Ontology annotation, biological process: sulfate assimilation. The transcript has a single exon. The record is from RefSeq and is a predicted model, not a curated record. NCBI's taxonomy places the organism in Eukaryota, Fungi, Ascomycota, Sordariomycetes, Hypocreales, Hypocreaceae. Gene Ontology annotation, molecular function: 3'(2'),5'-bisphosphate nucleotidase activity. Bases 1 to 1083 code for a protein of 360 amino acids.
AUGAGUCACCCAGAAAUAUUCCAAAAGGAGCUGGAAACAGCGUUUGGGGCCCUCCUCCAGGCCUCCAAAUUAAGCCAGCUCAUCAUCUCCUCUCAGGAUAAAGGCACCAUCACAAAGGACGACUUUAGCCCCGUCACCAUUGCGGACUUUGCCAUCCAGGCUCUCCUGAUUUCCACCUUUAAAGAUGCAUUUCCCGAAGACACCUUUGUAGGAGAAGAGGAUGCUGCCGAUUUGCGAGCCAACGAGGCAUUAAUGAACCGUGUCUGGGACCUUCUCAACACCAUUGCCCAGGAUGAAGACACUCAGAGGGGCGCCUGCAGGCUACCCCAGACUAAGGACCAGAUGUGUGAUCUGAUCGACCAGGCGGGCAUGAGCCAUCCAGGGGGGGCGGGAUCUGGCAGGGUUUGGGUGUUUGAUCCCAUUGACGGCACCAAGACAUAUCUGAGGGGCGAGCUGUACGCCAUCAACAUCGGUCUGAUUAUCGACGGCAAGCAGACUCUGGGGGUUAUCGGAUGUCCCAAUCUGUCAUUACAUCACAAGGGACCCCUUCGCAAUAGCGAUAUUGAUCCUGAGGGCAAAGGCUGCAUUGUAUAUGCCAUCAAGGGCCAUGGCGCCUUUGCGAGGUCUUUGCAAAGUGGAUCUCAAGAUGUCAAGCAGCUACCUAAGCAGCCCGCAACACAGGACCUCAGCUUCGUCACAUGCACCGGUCUCGUCGAUUCAGCCUUGGACGGUGUUCACGAAGUGGUUGCGGAGCGUCUGGGAGUCGCUUUUCCAGGAAGCGAUCUUGUGCCCUGGGUCCUUCGCUGGGCUGCCAUGGCUCUUGGUAUCGGCAACACGACUGUCUGGGUGUAUAAGCGCCGAGACAGAUUUGCGAAAUCCUGGGACCAUUCAGGUGCAAUGCUUCUCUUUGAAGAGACGGGUGGCAAGAUUACAGACGUGCAUGGCAAAGAUAUUGACUUGUCGGCUGGAAGAAAGCUGAGUGCCAACUUUGGAUUUGUGGCUGCGCCGGUAGCAGCCCAUGAUAGAGUACUACAGGCGGUCCACGAUGUAUUAAAAGAGCAAGGAAGAGAUGCGUUUUUGUAA